This is a messenger RNA of Dovyalis caffra, 948 nucleotides long. NCBI's taxonomy places the organism in Eukaryota, Viridiplantae, Streptophyta, Magnoliopsida, Malpighiales, Salicaceae. The record is from the annotation of a GenBank genome assembly.
AUGGCGGUAGGCAAAGGGGAAACGGAGAUGGAGAUAGUGAAGGCGAGAACUGAUAAGCGAGAAUACAAGAGAGUUGUCCUUCGAAAUUGUCUCCAAGUCCUUCUCUGUGCGGCUUCUAUGAAUGUUAGUGUUGGUUAUUUCAGUGAUCCAGUCGGUCUUGAAGGACUUGCUCAUUUUCUUGAGCAUAUGUUGUUUUAUGCAAGUGAGAAAUAUCCACUAGAGGAUAGUUACUCUAAGUACAUUACUGAGCAUGGGGGCAGUAUGAAUGCUUUUACGACUUCGGACCACACCAACUUUUAUUUUGAUGUUAACAGUGAUUGUUUUGAAGAUGCUCUGGACAGAUUUGCACAGUUCUUUAUCAAACCGUUGAUGUCGGCUGAUGCAACCAUGAGGGAAAUUAAGGCAGUUGAUUCUGAGAAUCAGAAAAAUUUACUGUCUGAUGCCUGGAGAAUGAGCCAGGUACCUUUUAAUGCACUUCCUCACCUAUGGGGUAGAUUAUGUAUUCCAUUGGAUAGUUCUAUGGUUGUGCUUAACAGUGCAUGUUAUGAUCCUGCACUAUAUGAAGGGAAUUGGGACACUUUGGAAGUUCGGCCAAAAGAAAAAGGGCUGGAUACAAGACUUGAGCUUAUUAAGCUCUAUGAAGAAAAUUAUUCAGCCAACCUCAUGAACUUGGUGAUAUAUGCAAAAGAAAGCCUUGAUAAAAUACAAUGUCUUGUCGAGGAUAAGUUCCAGGAAAUUCGAAACAAGGAUAGGAACUGUUUCUCUUUUCCUGGUCAGCCUUGCUCCUCAGAACAUUUACAGAUACUUGUUAGGAGUGUCCCAAUAAAACAAGGUCACAAACUGAACAUUGUUUGGCCAAUAACUCCGGGCAUUCUUCACUAUAAGGAAGCACCUUGUAGAUAUCUUGGCCACCUGAUUGGCCAUGAGCUUGAAGAUGCAUUCAGGUAA